AUGACGAAUAGCACUGAGGAAGUGCACAGUGUGGUUUUUGUUUUAGGACCACCGGGAUGUGGUAAAGGUACGCAGUGCUAUCUUAUUGAACAGUAUCUUGGUUUUGUACAUCUUAGUGCUGGUGAUCUUCUUCGUAAAGAACAAGAACGGGUAGAAUCAAAAUUUGGUAAAAUUAUUGAUGAACACAUUAGAAACGGGACGAUCGUACCGGUGGAAAUUACUUGUAAGCUUAUUGAAAAGGCAAUGGAUGAACGCUCAUUCGCGAGAGGCUUUCUUAUCGAUGGUUUUCCACGGAAUCAAAAUAAUUUAGAUGGAUGGAAACGUGAAAUGGCUGAUAAAACAAAAAUUUGUUUCGUGCUUUAUAUGGCUUGUACGAUCGAGUGCUUAGAACGAUGCUUGAAGCGUGGUCAGGGUCGUACGGAUGAUAAUGAACAAUCUUUAAAGAAGCGUAUCGAAACAUAUAAUAAUCAAACAGUACCUAUCAUUGAAUAUUUUCAAUCACUUGGACUCGUUCGGGAAGUGUCUGCAAUUGCUUCACUUGAAGAGGUAAUGGACUUUUAA
This is a messenger RNA of Dracunculus medinensis (Guinea worm), 561 nucleotides long. The record is from the annotation of a GenBank genome assembly. NCBI's taxonomy places the organism in Eukaryota, Metazoa, Nematoda, Chromadorea, Rhabditida, Dracunculidae.